UCACACCAAUAUCAAUUCUCUCCAAUUUCAUUCUUUCUUUGAUUAUUAACUAUCUAAGCUCUUUAAACAUCAUCAUGGGUGUGUUCACUUAUGAAACCGAGUUCACCUCUGUCAUCCCCCCUGCUAGGUUGUUCAAGGCCUUUGUUCUUGAUGCCGACAACCUCAUCCCCAAGAUUGCUCCCCAAGCAGUUAAAAGUGCCGAGAUUCUUGAAGGAGAUGGAGGAGUUGGAACCAUCAAGAAGAUCAACCUCGGGGAAGGAAGUGAAUAUAGCUAUGUGAAGCAUCAGAUUGAUGGAAUUGACAAGGAAAACUUUGUGUACAGUUAUAGUAUGAUUGAGGGAGAUGCUAUCUCAGACAAAAUUGAGAAGAUCUCCUAUGAGACUAAGUUGGUUGCAUCUUCUGAUGGAGGUUCUGUCAUCAAGAGCACCAGCAACUACCACACCAAGGGCGACGUCGAGAUCAAGGAAGAGCAUGUUAAGGCAGGAAAAGAAAGGGCUGCUGGUUUAUUCAAGAUUAUUGAGAGCCACCUUUUGGCCAAUCCUGAUGCCUACAACUAAAACUAUCGUCUAGAUACUGCAUGCCAUGAGCAUGCUUGUGUCAUCUUUUCUAUGUUCAGUCAACGACGUAUGGCUUUCAUUUCUGUUUUUCCUUCUCUCAACGGCUCAACCCUAAGCAUUUUUUGUUUGCAUUUGGACUUCUCAUCAAAGAAAAAUUUACUUGUAUUUGGCUUCAGUAUGAAGUUCAUGCUAUGAAUAAAGAAUGUAAAAGAUCAUUUGA
Rosa rugosa (rugosa rose) is the source of this 777-nucleotide messenger RNA. RefSeq names its product major strawberry allergen Fra a 1.08-like. Gene Ontology annotation, cellular component: cytoplasm; nucleus. Gene Ontology annotation, molecular function: protein phosphatase inhibitor activity; signaling receptor activity; abscisic acid binding. The transcript has a single exon. Bases 75 to 557 code for a protein of 160 amino acids. Gene Ontology annotation, biological process: defense response; abscisic acid-activated signaling pathway. NCBI's taxonomy places the organism in Eukaryota, Viridiplantae, Streptophyta, Magnoliopsida, Rosales, Rosaceae. The record is from RefSeq and is a predicted model, not a curated record.